Rhizophagus irregularis DAOM 181602=DAOM 197198 is the source of this 765-nucleotide messenger RNA. Its product is annotated as 40S ribosomal protein uS3. Gene Ontology annotation, biological process: translation. The record is from RefSeq and is a predicted model, not a curated record. Gene Ontology annotation, molecular function: structural constituent of ribosome; RNA binding. Gene Ontology annotation, cellular component: cytosolic small ribosomal subunit; nucleus. NCBI's taxonomy places the organism in Eukaryota, Fungi, Glomeromycota, Glomeromycetes, Glomerales, Glomeraceae.
AUGGCUCAAAUUUCAAAGAAAAGAAAAUUUGUUGCUGAUGGUGUUUUCUUUGCCGAACUCAACGAAUUUUUUACACGUGAGUUGGCCGAAGAAGGUUAUUCUGGUGUGGAAGUCCGUGUAACACCAGCUCGUACGGAAAUUAUAAUCCGGGCUACCCACACCCAAGAAGUCCUUGGUGAAAAAGGACGUAGAAUUCGGGAAUUAACUGCCCUUAUUCAAAAAAGAUUUAAAUUUCCUGAAAAUACUGUUGAAUUAUACGCUGAGAAAGUACAAAACCGUGGACUUUGUGCUAUUGCUCAAUGUGAGUCUCUUCGGUACAAAUUAUUGGCGGGUCUUGCUGUAAGAAGAGCUUGUUAUGGCGUUUUACGUUUUAUUAUGGAAUCAGGCGCAAAAGGGUGUGAAGUGGUUGUAUCUGGAAAAUUACGUGCGGCCCGUGCUAAAUCUAUGAAAUUUGUUGAUGGGUUCAUGAUCCAUUCCGGUCAGCCAAUCCGUGAUUAUGUGGACACUGCUAUCCGACACGUUAUGUUAAGGCAAGGUGUUCUGGGUAUUAAGGUCAAGAUCAUGAAGGACCAAGAUCCAAGUGGUAGAGCUGGUCCAAAGAACCCUCUACCCGAUAUGGUUCACAUCUCGGAUGCCAAGGAAGAACAACAAAUUACACAGCCAAUCUCCGAGGACUUUCAAAAACAUAUAACAGAGACUCCUGUUGCUCCCUCAACUCCUCCUGCUACAGAAUAUACUGAAAAUUUCACAUCUACCUUUGAAUAA